This is a messenger RNA of Oryza brachyantha (malo sina), 1555 nucleotides long. RefSeq names its product photosystem II stability/assembly factor HCF136, chloroplastic. The transcript is spliced from 8 exons. Gene Ontology annotation, molecular function: protein binding. The record is from RefSeq and is a predicted model, not a curated record. Lineage: Eukaryota; Viridiplantae; Streptophyta; Magnoliopsida; Poales; Poaceae. Bases 111 to 1283 code for a protein of 390 amino acids.
CUCAGUGCCUCACAAGACAGGGGAGGACGAGAAAGGCAAGAUAAGAGGACGAAACGCGCACCACAAGCAGAAGAAGCGGAGGCUCUCUUCCACGUCUCAUCACCUCUGCCAUGGCCACCGCUUCCACCGCCGCCCCCCUCCACCUCCUCCUCUCCUCCUCCCGCCGCCGACGCCUCCUCGCCCCCCGCGCCCACAAUGACUCCACCACCACCGGCCGACGCCGCUUCAUUGCCGACACCGCCGCCGUUGCCGCCGCCGUUGCCCCACUCGUCCUUCCCCGGACCCCGCUUGCGCGGGCCGACCAGACGCCCUCGCUCUCCGAGUGGGAGCGCGUCCUCCUGCCCAUCGACCCCGGCGUCGUCCUCCUCGACAUCGCCUUCGUCCCCGACGACCCUUCCCACGGUUUUCUUCUUGGGACAAGACAGACGAUAUUGGAAACAAAAGAUGGAGGAAACACCUGGUCCCCCCGCUCCAUCGCUUCUGCUGAGGAUGAAGAUUUCAACUAUAGGUUCAAUUCUGUAAGCUUCAUGGGCAAAGAAGGAUGGAUUAUUGGCAAGCCUGCAAUUUUGUUGCACACUUCAGAUGCUGGAGACAGCUGGGAAAGAAUACCGUUGAGUGCCCAGCUUCCUGGGAACAUGGUUUAUAUAAAAGCUACAGGUGAGCAAAGUGCAGAGAUGGUCACCGAUGAGGGAGCAAUUUAUGUUACUUCCAAUCGUGGGUACAACUGGAAGGCUGCUGUGCAAGAGACUGUCUCAGCCACUCUUAACAGAACAGUUUCAAGUGGCAUUAGCGGAGCGAGUUACUAUACUGGGACCUUCAACACAGUGAAUCGGUCACCUGAUGGACGCUAUGUUGCUGUCUCCAGCCGUGGGAACUUUUAUCUGACCUGGGAGCCUGGGCAGCCAUUUUGGCAGCCACACAACAGGGCAGUGGCACGUAGAAUACAGAAUAUGGGAUGGAGAGCAGAUGGUGGCCUUUGGCUUCUGGUGCGUGGUGGUGGACUCUUUCUAAGUAAAGGAAGUGGGAUAACUGAAGACUUUGAGGAAGCGUCAGUGCAAAGCCGGGGGUUUGGACUGCUUGAUGUUGGCUACCGCUCUGUGGAUGAAGCAUGGGCUGCUGGUGGAAGUGGUGUUCUUCUGAAAACAACAAACGGCGGGAAGAACUGGGUGCGCGACAAAGCUGCUGAUAACAUCGCUGCCAAUCUCUAUUCUGUAAAGUUCCUUGGUGACAGCAGAGGAUUCGUGCUUGGGAACGACGGCGUCUUGCUUCGAUAUGUUGGCUGACGCGCAAAAUCCUUCAGUCUGGCUGUAUUGUCCUUGACUUUUUGUACGUACUAUGAAGUAUAUGAACCAACACUUGUAUACAUGGUCACUCGGUCAGGUAUCUUAUGUGCCUAGUGCAAAAGGCUCUUGAUUUGUGUUGCAUUCGUCUGCGCAAGAGUGUAAAUUCCUGUCUGUAAAUCUAGCGACUGCGCAUCCACCUGUAAUCUAAUAUCUGACACUAUACCUUAAGGAGCUUGUAAUGUGAGAAUGAGUCAGCCACUGCUGCCUUUCAA